Messenger RNA from Onychostruthus taczanowskii (white-rumped snowfinch), 333 nucleotides. RefSeq names its product leukocyte antigen CD37-like. Lineage: Eukaryota; Metazoa; Chordata; Aves; Passeriformes; Passeridae. The record is from RefSeq and is a predicted model, not a curated record. Gene Ontology annotation, cellular component: membrane.
AAAAGGAGUGCGGAGCCACCCCACGGCCACCACACUGACCCCCCCCCUCCGCCCCCUCCCCAGCUCGGCUGCUGUGGCUGGAAGGGACCCCAGGACUGGGAGCAGCGGGAUGAGCCCAGCGGGGACGGGGACAGGGACAGGACCACCGCCUGCUCCUGCCUCCGGACCCCCAACAGCACCCACGGGACCCCCUGGCUGCUCCCCCACGGCCGCUGCCCCGCGGCCGCCCCCCAGGACAUCUUCCCCAGGGGCUGCGAGGAGAGAGUCCAGAGCUGGCUGGCCGCAAACCUGGUCACCAUCGUGGGGGUUUGCGUAGGCAUCGGCCUGGGGGAG